GACUGGCAUCCAGUCAUAACUAUACAGCCAUGGCUAUUACCCUGGGGCUGCUCUUCUUAUUCGGCCUUGGCUCCGGAUCACUUGCUCAGUGGGCGCCUCCCACUGGAGGAGAGUUCCUGCAGCCAUUCCCUGUGGCACCACCGCCGCCGCCGCCACCAACCCUCGCCCGCGAUCUGGACGAGAUUACACGUCUGAUUCAGAUCAAGCCUCUGAAUCAGCUGCUGGUGCGUUACCUGAUCAACGAUGCUCAGUUCCAGGCCUUUGUGAGGAUUAUCAACAGCAACGCUGGCUUCACGGCCCGCUGGCGUUUACUCUCGCAGCCCGAGCUCAUCCUAUUCCUACAGUGGGUCGAUCAGCAGCUACUGGCAUCUGGCGGCGCCUUUGAGAUGGAGGAGCAGGAGCUAGCCGUCACUUUGUUCAACCGCUUCCCCUACUGGUCGGGCACCGUCUUCGGUUGGCAGGGAUUCCUCAACGAGGCACAGCUCUACUUGCCCACAUAUGCGAUUCGCGCCCAUAUCGAUGCCAAACUGAUGCAGCCGGGCAUCUUUUCCCAGUUCUGGUCAAGACUACAGGCUCUGCGCGUGGUCUACGAACGCUGGUUGGCUUUGCCGGGGACUGUGCAGGUUGUGGCUGAGCUGCAGCAGGCGGGCAUCGACACGGCUCAGUUGGAUGGAAUUAUACGCAAUCUGUUUGGCUGGAAUGUUGUUGUCAAUGCACCAACCACUGCAUCAAUUGGAACAACUGCAGCAACUGCAACAACCUCGACGCCAGCACCUCCCACAAGAAGUCCAGCUGCUGUGAUCCCUCCGGGAAACGGAGCUCCACUGGCACCGCUGCCACCACUGCCAGAUGUGCCAGUUGUGCCAGUUGUCUAGAGUGGUCAAUAUAUCUAUCGUAUAUUUGUAUGAUAUUUGCACUAGCAACAUUCGGCCGCGGCCUCUAACAAUGAAUGGGAAC
This is a messenger RNA of Drosophila obscura, 957 nucleotides long. RefSeq lists its product as uncharacterized. NCBI's taxonomy places the organism in Eukaryota, Metazoa, Arthropoda, Insecta, Diptera, Drosophilidae. The record is from RefSeq and is a predicted model, not a curated record. The coding region runs from base 30 to 875 and encodes 281 amino acids. The transcript has a single exon.